Molecule: messenger RNA, 1983 nt
Organism: Eurytemora carolleeae
Lineage: Eukaryota; Metazoa; Arthropoda; Copepoda; Calanoida; Temoridae
Product: UPF0668 protein C10orf76 homolog
Exons: 22
Coding region: 52-1983 (643 amino acids)
Biological process (GO): regulation of Golgi organization
Cellular component (GO): cytosol
Source: RefSeq, a predicted model, not a curated record
UUUCCUAAUUGCAGAUUACUAUGGUUUAAAAACUACAAGACCAAAACAAACAUGAGUAUGAGAAAGAGGAGCGGAUCGGGGGGAAAGAAAGUUUUGAAGGAGAAAAUAGUUCAACUCUAUGAAGGAUUUUUUAGAGGAGAAUCAGUUACUCUGGGUAACAUCAACUUCUGGGAGGAGUUCUUUCUUUUAAAACCAAAAAUGGGAGCUUUGGAGUCAGAGAUAGGAGCCUUACAGGCUGACCAGUUGUCAGGGGUGAGGGAAAACUUAAAUAGUUUAGUUCAUGAAUGUAUUACACAUCUAUCCAAUACACAUCAGAUUAAGGUUGUUUACGCUCUGCAAACCCUGACAGGAGUUGUUCGAGCUGUUUACAAGAAAUGUGCUCAGCUCUCUGGAUUCGAUCUAGUCAAUUUUCUUAUCGGGUUUGAUAGAGCCGAGCAAGAAAUGUCCUCUUUACUAAACCAAAUUAACACUUUCCUUACAGAAGAUUCUCCAGUUUGUCUCAAGGAUCUAUGCUUGAAGUUUCUCUUGGUUCUGGUGACAGGGACGGAUAAUGUCUCCUCUAAUACGCUCCUUGAGUAUCUACUCAUCACAUCAGUGUUUGACAGUUUAAUUUUACAAUUGUCACAAACAGAUAGACGAGCUGUCCACGGACAUCAAGCGAUUACAAUCCUUACCCUUCUGGUUCAGUACAGGAAGCAUGAUUCCUCCAACCCGUAUAUUAUAAAGCUGUCAAUCCUAGAUCAGGAGAUGGUUCUUCAUGGAUACAGUCAGGUUGUUACCAGCAGUCUCUCCGGGUAUACAGAUAAGUACGAGGAGAUAGUGAAGGAAGGAACGGGUUCCAGCUGGCUUGGAACUAUCUCUAGUAUGGUGGGAACAAUGUUUAUCCAGGAGGACAGUUUGUUACGGAAUGAGAGGUUGAGAUCUCACAACCCCGCCCUGAUGGCCCUCUACGAGAUUGUUCAUCUAAACAGGAACUUCAUUACUACCCUGGCGCAUUAUCAAACAGAAUCAUCAAAUAUUAAUUCAGAAAACCUUGAUGAUAAUAUUGUGAAUGCAGCAGAUCUAAAGUCGGUCAACCUGCUUGUCACUUUCUUAGAAUACAUCAGUAUUGCUAUGCAGGAUACUAAAUCUGAGAUUGCUGAGAAGAAUAUAACAUUAUGUUUCAUUAUAUUAACAUGUAUUACAGAGGAUCAGUAUGCUACUGCUCUGAUGCAUGAUCCAAACUUGGUGUUCAAGGUUAAACUACAUCGUGCUCCUAUGCGGCACAGAAAAGGAGGAGGUGAGGUUGAGCUCCAUGGAAGAGCUCUAGUUUGCAGUCUUCUUGAUCUAAUGGUGGAAUUCAUCAGAUCUCACAUGAUGAAACGGUUACCAUUGCAGCUCCAUCUUUUAGCCAUUGGAUGUGUCCAUAAGGUGUUAGCCUACCAACGACGGUGUAGAGUAAGGAUAACAUAUAACUGGAGAGAACUCUGGUCCGCUAUGAUAGGUUUGGUCAAGUUUAUAGUUGGCAAUGAAGCAACAAUGAUCAAAAAACUAAAUGUUUUUGGACUCUGUUUGCAGGUGGUGAAUAUAUUUAAUAUUUAUAUAACCUAUGGAGACACCUUCCUUCCCUCUGCUAGCUGUUAUGAUGAACUGUACUAUGAACUAGUCAGAUGCCAGGACGUGUUCAACAAUUUGUAUUCUAUGGCACUAAGAUACUCCAUGAGUGGAGGGGAGUUUAAAGAUACCGCCAUGAAAGUGACAAACAGUUUGAUUAAUAUCCGAACAAUCACCUCCCACUUCCAUCCCAGGAUAGAGGCGUGGUUAGCCUCUCAACAGCUGUCAACACCAUCAGAGGUUGAGAUCCUGGAAGUAAUCUGCUCCAACUAUGAGUCCCUGACCUUAAAGCUUCAAGAAAGCUUAGAUUUAUACGAGGAAUGUUUACAUCAAUAUAUAUAUAAAGUCGUCUUCCUAUUCCAGAGUUUUAGCUGUUUAUCUAUAAUAUAA